Messenger RNA from Prunus dulcis (almond), 1091 nucleotides. RefSeq names its product syntaxin-71-like. NCBI's taxonomy places the organism in Eukaryota, Viridiplantae, Streptophyta, Magnoliopsida, Rosales, Rosaceae. Gene Ontology annotation, biological process: vesicle fusion; intracellular protein transport. Gene Ontology annotation, molecular function: SNAP receptor activity; SNARE binding. Gene Ontology annotation, cellular component: SNARE complex; endomembrane system; membrane. The transcript has 9 exons. The record is from RefSeq and is a predicted model, not a curated record. Bases 14 to 817 code for a protein of 267 amino acids.
GAGAGAGAGAGAGAUGAGUAUGAUCGAUUUGAUCACGAGGGUUGAUGCAAUAUGCAAGAAAUACGACAAGUACGACAUAGAUAAGCAGAGGGAGCUCAACAAUGUUUCUGGGGACGAUGGAUUUGCUCGUCUAUACGGUGCCGUCGAGGCUGACCUCGAAACAGCUUUACAGAAAUCGGAGAUGGUAUCAACCGAGAAGAACAGGGCUACUGCUGUUGCUAUGAAUGCCGAGAUUCGACGGACAAAGGCUCGUUUGCUUGAGGAGCUCCCCAAACUGCGAAGACUUGCCCCUAAAAAGGUGAAAGGGCUUUCGAAAGAAGACCUUGUUGCUCGGAGCGAUUUAGUUACUGUACUGAAGGAGAGGAUAGAAGCAAUACCAGAUGGAUCCACAAGUGGAGCUAAACAAACUGGUGGGUGGACAGAUUCAGCCCCAUACGCAGGAAUCAAAAUUGAUUCGACUUCAGAUGGGAGAUAUGAUACUGAGUACUUUCAACACACUGAGGAGUCGGAUCGCUUUAGGCAGGAGUUUGAAAUGCGAAGAAUGAAACAGGAUCAAGGUUUAGAUGUUAUAGCAGAAGGAUUGGACACAUUGAAAAAUAUGGCCGGUGACUUGAAUGAGGAAAUAGAUAGGCAAGUUCCCUUGAUGGAUGAAAUUGAUGAUAAGGUUGACAGGGCAAAUGCUGACCUUAAAAAUACUAAUGUGAGACUCAAGGAUACCAUAAUCAAGCUGAGGUCCAGCCGGAACUUCUGCAUCGAUAUCACCCUCCUGAUUCUAAUUUUAGGAAUUGCAGCCUAUUUGUACAAUGUCUUGAAGUGAAUUAGGUGAUCCAGCAACUAUUUCCAGGAGUUCUCUACUUCAGUUAUUACGGAUAAGAGAACCGUAUAUGAAGAUUUCAUCUCAUACGGCUCAAACAGAAAUACCCAAAUACUAGUUCUAACGGAUAUGUGUGUAAUAGAAAGUCUGAAAUUUCUUGCCCAUUUAUUUUGGAAUAAUCCUUUCAGGAGGGACAAUUUUAGAGGUUAUAUCAAUGUGUGGCGUGACGUUUCUAUGUGUAUAUGAGCUUCCCUCGUCCAAUUUUAUAUCAAUGAUA